AGAAGAACGGUAAUGAAGCCUCGAAUGGCCAAUACUAGGUACAAUUAUGACGAAUCAGUAGUGCGUUGAAAAUUGACCCAUACGUCUGAGACCCCGUUUUAAUCCACCCAUCACUACUUUUAUCAAUUGUGUCAAAAGGUAAAUAAGGAUAAACAGUCUCGGAAUGUUCACGGAUAUGGACUAUGAGUUGGAGGAAGACAAACUGGGGAUCCCGACUGUCCCUGGGACUGUGUCCCUGAAGAAGGAUGCGCAGAACCUGAUAGGGAUUUCUAUCGGGGGUGGGGCGCAGUACUGCCCCUGUCUCUACAUUGUACAGGUCUUUGACAACACCCCUGCAGCGCUAGAGGGAACUUUGGCGGCUGGUGACGAAAUCACAGGAGUGAACGGCAAACCUGUGAAGGGGAAGACAAAGGUGGAGGUGGCGAAGAUGAUUCAGGCUGUCAAGGGUGAAGCUACAAUCCAUUACAACAAGCUGCAGGCUGACCCUAAACAGGGAAAGUCGUUGGACAUAGUGCUGAAGAAGGUGAAGCACCGGCUGGUGGAGAACAUGAGCUCUGGUACCGCAGAUGCCCUGGGACUCAGCCGAGCCAUUCUCUGCAAUGAUGGGCUGGUGAAGAGACUGGAGGAGUUGGAGAAAACCGCAGAGCUGUACAAAGGGCUGAUGGAGCACACCAAGAGACUUCUCCGAGCCUUUUUUGAACUCUCUCAGACUCACAGAGCAUUCGGUGAUGUCUUCUCCGUUAUCGGAGUACGGGAGCCUCAGGCCGCGGCUAGCGAGGCCUUUGUGAAGUUUGCUGAGGCACAUCGCAACAUGGAGAAAUAUGGCAUCCGGCUGCUGAAGACCAUCAAGCCAAUGCUCCAUGACCUGAAUACCUACCUUCAUAAGGCUAUACCAGACACCAAACUCACCAUCCGCAAAUAUCUGGAUGUCAAGUUUGAAUACUUGUCUUAUUGUCUGAAAGUGAAGGAGAUGGAUGAUGAAGAGUACAGCUGCAUUGCAAUGGGAGAGCCCAUGUAUCGUGUCAGCACCGGCAACUACGAAUACCGACUUGUGCUGCGGUGUCGUCAGGAAGCACGUGCUCGGUUUGCUAAGAUGAGGAAGGACGUGCUGGAGAAGAUUGAGCUAUUGGACCAGAAACAUGUCCAGGACAUUGUGUUCCAGCUGCAGAGGUUUGUGUCGGGCAUGUCCCGCUACUACGACGAGUGCUACGCUGUGCUGAAGGAGGCUGACGUCUUCCCCAUCGAGGUGGACCUCUCCCGCACCAUGAUCAACUACGGCAGCCAGUCCCACUCCUACACGGAGGAGGAGGAGGAGGAGGACGAUGAAGAGGAGGGGGGGGGCGGAGGAGGGAUUGGUGAGGGGGGGGAGGGGGUUGCAGAGAACGGUGCCGAGAAACUGAUUGACGAUUAUUGAGCGUUCAUUGUCCUCCGUAGCGUCAGUCCGCCUUCUAUCAGCUGCCAAUCACUCUUCACUUGUUUAGCUGGGAUUGGAAGUUACAUGUGGGGCAACAGAAUCAUCACACUGAAGAACACUACCAUUAAUUGCUGCUGCUAUUUGACUGCGCCCGGAAGUUACUAUUGUAACCUUAUGUAAACAUUGAUGUUUCCACAUCCGACAGCCGUCACUGUAACUAACUUGGUGGGUCUUGAAACUGUUUAUUCAGCAGCUCAAUUUGUUUACAACUCCUACCCCUUCUCAAUUUUACAGUACCCAAUUCAUGAGUUGAGGCCCUGUUUCAUUCCAGCGACUCAGACUUGAGAUAGUCGAUGUUGGCGUAUGUCUUCCGAACCACAUCUUAUCCAUGUUCUUGGUUGUUACCAUGCUGCUGGCUCAACCUGGAAGUCUAGACCAGAAUCCUUACACGCGGGAAGGAAGGCAGUCUCUCUCAGGGGCUACCAGGGGUUUGUAGUGUGCAAUGAGACAAGGCAACCAUAUUAAACGACUAACCCACCACACCACGGCCUCUGUUUACCAGUGGCAAGGCCCCUUCGCAGUGCUAAUCCGGGCAAAUCUGUAAAACAAGUGCAGGUUAAAUUAUAUUCCCUACCAAAUAUCAGAUUAGUGGCUGUUAUGUUCUCAGUGUUUCUAUCAUUGCUGAGUAAUUGCAGCAUAGCAUUGUAUGGAAUCGAUGCCGUGUGUUUUUGUUUUAAGUUUGUUGAAAGUGCUGAUGCUAUGUUGAAUGAGUAUAAAUGCAGUGCCUUUGGUUUUAUUUUAAUCCUAUAUGGGUGGUCUGGUCUGGUCUAAUAUCAACGAGAGACCAAUCUGGGGUCUAGAGUAGAUAAAUGCUGUUUCCAAAUUGGAGUUAGUAAUAAUUUUAGGAGUGCUUGCGCUCAGGAGAGGUGAUUAAACAGGCUGGCCACAACUAAAGUCAGACUUAUUUUUUUACCGAGUAAAGCUUAUCAGUCCCACUCAAUUGUACUUUUGCACUUAACCAUAUUACAUUCCGACUGGCUAGCCAAACGUUGGGGAGAUUACUUAGGUGAUCAUGGCUAAGUUUAACCCAAACUACUAUAAACACAAGGGAAAAGUAUUUCAGAGCUUCUUACAAAUUGAUUUUUUCUGUUAAGCCCUUCCCUGGCUUGCUGCUCAGCACUGGACUGUGUGCCCCACUCUACAAGUACCAUAAUUGUAAAAUACUCAUCAAAAUUGAAUUUAUUAAUGGGUAUAUUUUUCAACUACAAGAACUCUAUUGAUUUCAUAUUGAAGCUUUUCUCUGGUUCCGUUGCUUCUCCAGCUCCAUUCCACAAACCAAGUGAAUCUUGGUUUUUGUUUAUUUCAAAUCAUUUUUCUUUUGCCCUGUGCUUUAUGUUUUGGUCUUGUGCAUGUGCCUUUAGUCAUGAGCAAACUCCUUUUGAUUGCCAUACAGAGCGACCUGCAUUCUGUCUGAAGAAACUGUAUACAUAUUUUCUGUUAUUUUCCUCUGCUUUCUGUAUAUGUGUUUAUAUACAGUGCUGUUAAAAGUCUUUGCCCCUUUCAUAUUAAUCAAUAUUGGCGUAUUGACACUGAAUGUUAUUAGAUGUUUAACCAAGUGAUCAGCGACACUGGACAAUUAAGGGUUUAAAAGCAUUUGGUCCACCAAA
Esox lucius (northern pike) is the source of this 3081-nucleotide messenger RNA. RefSeq names its product protein interacting with prkca 1 (gene pick1). Gene Ontology annotation, cellular component: neuron projection; synaptic vesicle; trans-Golgi network membrane. The coding region runs from base 164 to 1414 and encodes 416 amino acids. The transcript is spliced from 13 exons. The record is from RefSeq and is a predicted model, not a curated record. Gene Ontology annotation, molecular function: protein kinase C binding; phospholipid binding; protein domain specific binding. Gene Ontology annotation, biological process: intracellular protein transport; receptor clustering; positive regulation of receptor internalization. Lineage: Eukaryota; Metazoa; Chordata; Actinopteri; Esociformes; Esocidae.